Molecule: messenger RNA, 551 nt
Organism: Austrofundulus limnaeus
Lineage: Eukaryota; Metazoa; Chordata; Actinopteri; Cyprinodontiformes; Rivulidae
Gene: higd1a
Product: HIG1 hypoxia inducible domain family, member 1A
Exons: 4
Coding region: 123-416 (97 amino acids)
Biological process (GO): mitochondrial respirasome assembly
Cellular component (GO): mitochondrion
Source: RefSeq, a predicted model, not a curated record
UUAUAUCACCGCGACGCCGGUAUAUGACUUCCUUUAAGUGCGUGUAAGCUAGCUCAGAGAACUCACAUCAAAACUCACCGGACAAUUUCUUUACGAAGGCCUUAGACAACAACACGGUCAACAUGGCUUCAUAUGAUGACGAUAAUGUCUCCAAAUUGAUGCGGAAGAUAAAGCAGAAUCCAUCUGUUCCUAUCGGAUUUGCUGGAUGCGCUGCAAUUGUUGCACACCAAUUGUACAAAAUGAAAACUCGAGGUGAUACAAAAAUGUCGGUGUACUUGAUCCGCAUGCGUGUAGCUGCACAGGGCUUUGUGGUCGGAUCCAUCACAAUUGGAGUCCUGUACUCGAUGUUCACACAGUACGUUAUAGGUCCCAUGAAGAGCAGAAAGGAGGAGAACACAAGUGAACGUGGACUGUGAUCAUUCUGUGUCCUUUAGAACUAUCAUAUUUAGGUGUGCAAUCAGAAGCUAAUUAAARGCACAGUGUGUAGGAUUUGUUGUUUUCAGCGACAUCUAGUGGUUGAAUCAUCCUCCCUGGUCCUCCCCCCACCCCCA